CAGAUAGUAAGGUAGUGUUACCGCCUGGGCUCUUUCCUACCUCUUGGGAGGGUCAAGCUAAAGCUGUUUGCUACCAGGCAUCGUUUUUCUAGUAAGCAAGCAUCCCGCCCAUCUGGACCGGAACAGGCUGAGGGCUUGAGAAGCCGGAGCCAGGCUCCUACUGCCAGCAACUUAAGAUUCCACAUUUCCACGGGACAGAAGGUCCUGGGAAGUCAGAACCAGCCCCUCCCUGUUUAGCAUUGAAGAUUGACACACAAAAUAGGGAACGCCUGAGCAGCCUGCAGUGGAAAGUUGGAGUCGUGUUGUGUGACGGGCGGAUGCAGGAACAGAGAGCAGCUGGGGAAGAGGAAGACUGAGAGGACGUGGUGGGGUAUGGCUGGGACCAUGCAAUUCCUGGCUUGGCUAAUAUUAGCCAUUUGCCUUCUCCCCGGGGUGACUACAACCCAGCACCAUCCAGGGCAGCCCAUGGACAGUGCCAGCGUGGGAGGUGGCCUGCAGGAGCCAGAGGCCCCGGAAGUGAUGUUUGAGCUACUCUGGGCUGGGCUGGAGCUGGAUGUCAUGGGGCAGCUGCACAUCCAGGAUGAGGAACUUGCAUCCACACGCCCAGGCCGCCGACUCAGGCUCCUCCUGCAGCACCACGUGCCCAGUGACUUGGAGGGUGCUAAGCAGCGGCUGCGGCAGUUCCAGGAUCUGCGGAAAGGGCCUCCUCUUAGCCCUUGGGACUUUGAACAUCUGCUUCUUACAGGCUUGUCCUGUGUCUACCGGCUCCAUGAGGCUAGUGAGGCUGAGGAGAGGGGUCACUGGGCCCAGGUUUUCGCCCUGCUAGCACAGGAAACACUCUGGGACCUGUGCAAGGGCUUCUGCCCCCAGGGGAAGCCCCCAUCUUUGGGGCCCUGGGCCUUGAUCCUUGACCUCUUUCCCUGACCCUCCCCUUUCACCUACCAACCCACCACUGCCCCCCAACCCAUGGCCCAAGCCAGACCCAUCCUGGGCAGUGGCUUCCAUCUGGCACGUGGUCCUUCCUACUGUGUCCAGGUCUCUGGGCUUGGAUUGUACCCUGGAACCCAGUUUACCCCUUCCCCAUUUUCUUCCCUGAGCCCUGGGAGGGUAAAAACCUGGGUCUCAGGCAUCAGGCACAGAGCUAAAAGCAGGACUUGCAGGUGUGUGUUGGGGGUCGGGGUUGAGAAGUAUGUUCAAGAGAUGCUGAAAAGAAAGCCGCCCCAAGGAAGGCCAAGUCAGAUGCUCCAACUCCUACCCUGUCAGUCUGGGACAAGUCUUGCAGAAUCUAUGGGGACCCUGUGAAUGCGCACCACCCAGUCCUAACUUACAUACCCCUUUUAAAUCCUAACCAGUGUUCUGGAGUCCCUGUGCCCCAUGCUCCCCGUCUAGACUAGAACAGACUGGACAUUUUUAGUUUGGUCUGUUGGAGGAGUGGAGGUAAGCAGGUGGAAGCACAUUACCUUUCCUUGGGGGGGGGCGAGGGGUGGAGGGGUGGAGGUGUGCGCUGGAGGGGGUGGGGGUGCAGGUGUUUUGGUCCAUUUCAACAAGGCUCAGAUGAACACCUCGGAGGGGGAAGAGAGGCUGCGAGGGGACUGACUGAGACAAGCUGAACCUGGCUGACGUAGUCCUGAUUCUGUGUAACUGUCCCAUAAAAUGUUCUGUUCUGGCCUGCAGCCUGUGUCUUUUUAUG
Mustela erminea (ermine) is the source of this 1690-nucleotide messenger RNA. RefSeq names its product family with sequence similarity 180 member B (gene FAM180B). Lineage: Eukaryota; Metazoa; Chordata; Mammalia; Carnivora; Mustelidae. The coding region runs from base 373 to 924 and encodes 183 amino acids. The transcript is spliced from 3 exons. The record is from RefSeq and is a predicted model, not a curated record.